Molecule: messenger RNA, 1597 nt
Organism: Coccidioides posadasii C735 delta SOWgp
Lineage: Eukaryota; Fungi; Ascomycota; Eurotiomycetes; Onygenales; Onygenaceae
Biological process (GO): mannan biosynthetic process
Cellular component (GO): Golgi apparatus
Molecular function (GO): alpha-1,2-mannosyltransferase activity
Source: RefSeq, a predicted model, not a curated record
UUCUUCUUCAAUUCUUUUCACUUCUCCGGAGUAGUGGGAAUCCAAGCGCAGCUGAAGUAUAAUAACCUUUACUCCGUACCAGAAAUCCAAUAUCUAGUUAUUUUGCGCAGUCGAUAGGACCCAAACCAUGACCAGAUUUCGUUCCAGAUCUCCCGUUCGAUUGAAGCUUUUUAUCUCCCUCUUCCUUUUCCUUGUUUUCCUGGUCUACUUGCCGUCUCGUUGGCGCCGCUCAGCCGGGUCGCGUGCCACCGAAUCACAGAGAAUAUCUAUGCCCAAAAACUACUAUCAAGAGCACUCAAAGUUCUGGAAAGCAUUUCACCCAAUCCUCGUCGCGAACGAUCCAAAUUGCACAUCCCCGGAACAAUCGGAGAAGGCCAACUCCAUACGUUUCGAUCCAAAUAAUGCGGUGGAGCGUCCGGAUUUCAUCUCGAUGCCUCAGGCGGACAUCGAAAUGAUGAAGCUGAUGCAUAAUAGCUUUGUGAAUACGCUCAUUGACCGGCCUCUCCAUCCGUAUUACGUACCCGGCACGCGUGGCCUUGUAUCGACUGCGGGUGGUCCAUUUUUACCGAUCUUGACGAUAUCCUUGCGCAUGCUUCGGCAUUACGGUUCCAAAUUACCGAUGGAGGUAUUUCUUGCUUCUGAGGAAGAGUACGAGCCGUAUAUAUGCGAGCAAGUUUUUGCAGAAUUAAAUGCCAAAUGCUUGAUCCUUAACAGGAUCCUCAGGCAGGUCCCUGGACCCAUCGAUAUAAAACAAUACCAAUAUAAACCGUUUGCAAUGCUCUUCUCCUCAUUUGAAGAGAUGUUAUUCUUGGAUGCGGACGCGUUUCCUCUGCACGAUCCGAAGACUCUAUUUUCAUCCGAACCUUUCCGUUCGUUCAAAAUGGUUACCUGGCCCGAUUUUUGGGCGUCUAGUGCUUCGCCGCUAUAUUACAAGAUUGCAUCACAACCAAUUCCUUCAACGACAGUUAGAGCAUCUACAGAAUCCGGAGAACUCCUGAUUUCCAAGAAGACUCACCAGAAGACUCUUAUGCUUUCUACGUAUUACAAUUUUUACGGGCCGUCCCACUACUACCCCCUCUUCUCGCAGGGCGCAGCAGGAGAAGGAGAUAAAGAAACGUUUAUUGCCGCUGCUACGGCUGUGAAUGAACCAUUUUACCAAGUCAGUGAACCACUACGUGCGAUUGGGCAUAGGGCCGCCGAUGGUGGAAUGGAUGGCUCUGCCAUGGUCCAAUACGACCCCGUAGAGGACUACCGGUUAACUAAGAAGGGGAUAUUCCGUGUCGCAAACCCUUCCGCAGCUCGUUCACCGAAACCGUUUUUUAUUCACGCCAAUUUCCCAAAAUUCAAUCCUGCAACGAUUUUCGAAAAGCACGCCACUGAUCCUGUUCGGGAUCCCCAGGGUAAUUACAUACGUCAAUGGACGAUUCCAGAAGAUACCAUCGACGAAUUUGAAGAGGAUGUCGUGAAGCGGUUUUGGACCGAGAUCAAGUGGGUUGCGUGUGAGCUUGAAGAUAAAUUCGAAAGUUGGAAGGAUAAGAAAGGGAUCUGCGACGGUGUGAAACGAUACUGGGAUGAUGUGUUUGAAAAGAAGGGCUGA